AUGGACGAUAAGAAGCGGUCUUUGGAUGUUGUUCAACUAUCUUCUCAUGAGCCUGUGCCGAAAAAACAGAUUUUUGAACAUACGUCGCGUACUAUUCAGCCUGAAAUAGAAGAUUUUCAAAAGGAAGCUAUAUGGAGACGUAUGCAAGAAUAUAAACGAGAGGCAAUUCGAACGAAAGAGCAGCUAGAACAACUAGAAAAGACUGCAAUGUAUCAUGAUGAUCAUUUAAGAGCAAUUGAUGCAUGCUUUAACGAAUUUUUGAAUGAAAUAUAUAUAUAUUCAGGAGCAAAACCGGAAUUAGAACCAUGGAUGUCAAAUAUAAUGGAUAUUUCAACGUUGUUAUUUGCAAAUGAUGUGACGUUUUAUUCUCAUUUGAAUGAUAAAAAGGAUAAAAUUAUGAAUAGUGUUGUUUCGGUGCUAAAUUUCAUUAAAACAUCACUCGUUGAAGAUGUUGAUAUGGAAAGAAUUAAGAAGCAUGCAGCUAAACUAUCGUCUGAUCUAGAAAUAGCAAAAUCUCAUAUUGUGAAAUUAAAAUUAGAUAAAGAAGAUAAUAAAAAAAAACUAGAAGAUAUGGUUUAUCAAAUAAUAUCUUUAGAAAAAAAAUUAGAUCGGCAAAAAAGUAUUACAUUGUCUAAGAUAGAACUAAAUGCUAUGAAAAAAGUGCCGGAAGUAAGUAAUAAUGAUGAACAUAUGGAAGUAAUAAAAGUGUCUAAAUUAGAAGAUAAUAAAUCGAACUCAAAUAUUCUAACUAUUGAGGCGGAACUGCGUGAAAUGAAUGCCAUUAAUGAAAAAAGAUUAUCUGAAAUAUCCAAAAUGAAUUCUCAAAAUAGUGAGUUACGUGAACAAUUAAUAAAUCUUCAGUUGAAGCUAAAAAAUUUGGGUGAGGAAGAUAUUUUACAUUCUGAUGCGUAUUGUUUUUUAAAAACCAAAUUUGAACAUUGUGCUGGAAAGAUUAAAGAAAUAGAACCUGCAUAUGAAGCUCUUAAUAAAGAAGUUGAGAAAUUACGCUCUGAAAGAUUAGAAUUUAAAGAGGAACUUCUUAACGAACAAAGAAAUAUAAUUGCUGAUAUGAGAGAUCAGCUGGGUAAAGUAGAGCAGGAUCUUGCUCGUGUUAGGACUGUGCGAGAUGAGCUCAUUUCUCAACUUAAUGUCAAAAAAGCUACUGAGAUUGAGAAAUCUACUGCAAAAAAUGAACUUUUAGAUCUUUUAGAAACACGUAAUGCAAGAAUUAUUGUAUUAGAAAAGCAAGUUGAACGUCUUAAUUAUGAAAUUAAUCAAGAUACUAAAUUAGAAAAUAGUUUAAGUUCUGAUGAAUCUAAAGAACAACUUUUAAAACAAAUUGAGCGUUUACAAAAACAAAAUAAAAGUUUGAGCACUGAACUUUUAACUUUAGAACAAGCUUUUAAUAAAGCUCAUCAUCAAAGUUCUUUAAAAGUUAAUGAAAUUGUAGCAAAAGAAGACAAGUUUUAUCGUUUACAUGCAGAUAAAGCUAAGGCUGAUCAGAAAUAUUUUGAUGCUAUGAAAGCUAAAGAUAAAUUAACUAUUGAAAAUAAAGCACUAAAACAACAGAAUUCUAAAGCAGGUGAUAUUAUUAUUAAAUUACAAGAAUCUGAAAAAUGUACAACACAAAAAAUGAUAAAUAUAGAAAAGCAAAUUGCUGUUUUAAGGACAGCUAAUGAAGUACUCAUUUCAAAAACUCAAGAACUCCAAUUAAAAAUUGAUGAGAAAGAACAAAAUAUAAAAAAUAUUGGGCAACAAGUCUCUAUGUUAAAGCAGCACUUAAUAGAGCAAAAGAAUAUUACUUAUACAGAAAUAAAUGCUAAGAGAGUUGCAGAAGAAGAAAUUGAAAAACUUAAAAUGCAAAUUCGAAAAAACAAGAAUCAAGUUGCAGUUAAUGGUGAUAUAGAUGAAUUAAAAAUAUAUAGGGGCAUGGCUAAAUGCUCUGUAUGUGAAACUAGAUGGAAAAAUACAGCAAUAUCAUUAUGUGGACAUGUAUUUUGUAAGGAAUGUGUAAAUAAACGUAUAGAAACUCGGCAACGUCGCUGUCCUUCGUGUAAUCGGGGUUUUGGUUCUGGCGAUAUACUUCAAGUUCAUUUAUAA
This is a messenger RNA of Pneumocystis jirovecii RU7, 2100 nucleotides long. RefSeq lists its product as uncharacterized. The transcript has 11 exons. Gene Ontology annotation, molecular function: ubiquitin protein ligase activity. Gene Ontology annotation, cellular component: HULC complex; nucleus. The coding region runs from base 1 to 2100 and encodes 699 amino acids. Lineage: Eukaryota; Fungi; Ascomycota; Pneumocystomycetes; Pneumocystales; Pneumocystaceae. The record is from RefSeq and is a predicted model, not a curated record.